Lutra lutra (Eurasian river otter) is the source of this 1609-nucleotide messenger RNA. RefSeq names its product amidohydrolase domain containing 2 (gene AMDHD2). Gene Ontology annotation, molecular function: N-acetylglucosamine-6-phosphate deacetylase activity. The transcript has 12 exons. Bases 237 to 1454 code for a protein of 405 amino acids. Lineage: Eukaryota; Metazoa; Chordata; Mammalia; Carnivora; Mustelidae. The record is from RefSeq and is a predicted model, not a curated record. Gene Ontology annotation, biological process: N-acetylglucosamine catabolic process.
GCGGCCUGCAGUCGGCCGGGUGCGCGGGGAGCGGGUUCCGCUGCGGGGCUCCGGGCGCCGCCCGCUCGGGUGGCUCACGAUGCGCGGCGGGCAGGACGAGGCGCGGGCCCCGGUGCUCCAGUUCACCAACUGCCGCAUCCUGCGAGGCCGGUCGCUGCUCAGGGAGGAUUUGUGGGUGCGCGAAGGCCGCAUUUUGGACCCCGAGAAACUGUUCUUUGAAGAGCGGCGAGUGGCGGAUGAGCAGCGGGACUGCGGGGGCUGCAUCCUGGCGCCCGGCUUCAUCGACGUGCAGAUCAACGGUGGAUUUGGCGUUGACUUCUCUCAGGCCUCGGAGGACGUGGGCUCGGGGGUCGCCCUGGUGGCCCAGAGGAUCUUGUCGCACGGAGUCACCUCCUUCUGCCCCACCUUGGUCACCUCACCACCCGAGGUUUAUCACAAGGGCUCCCUGUCCGCUUCCUUCUCCACGUUCCUUCGUGAGAGAGGUGUGGGCUUCGAGGCCUGGCUGCUUGUCUGGUCCUGAGAUGGGUCAUGUGAGCACCUGUUACACACGAGGGACCUUCCUGAUGGCAUUCAGCUGGGACGCGGUCCUUCCUCAGAUCCCCGUGAAGAGUGGUGGUCCCCAUGGGGCAGGGGUCCUCGGGGUGCACCUGGAGGGCCCGUUCAUCAGCCGGGAGAAGCGAGGUGCACACCCCGAAGCCCACCUGCGCUCCUUCGAGGCCAAUGCCUUCCACGACGUGCUGACCACCUAUGGGGCCCUGGACAACGUCCGCAUCGUGACUCUGGCCCCCGAGCUGGGCCGUAGCCGAGAGGUGAUACGGGCCCUGGUGGCCCGGGGCAUCUGUGUGUCCCUAGGACACUCGGUGGCUGACCUGCAGGCCGCGGAGGAAGCCGUGCAGUGUGGGGCCACCUUCAUCACCCACCUCUUCAACGCCAUGCUGCCUUUCCACCACCGUGACCCAGGAAUCGUGGGGCUCCUGACCAGUGACCGGCUGCCACCGGGCCGCCACAUCUUCUAUGGGAUGAUCGCUGAUGGCACGCAUACCAACCCCGCAGCCCUGCGCAUCGCCCACCGGGCCCUUCCCCAGGGGUUGGUGCUGGUCACCGACGCCGUUCCUGCCCUGGGCUUGGGUGACGGCCGGCACACGCUGGGGCAGCAGGAGGUGGAAGUAGAUGGACUGACAGCCUACGUGGCAGGCACCAAGACACUGAGUGGCAGUAUAGCUCCGAUGGAUGUGUGUGUCCGGCAUUUCCUACAGGCCACAGGCUGCAGUGUGGAGUUGGCCUUGGAGGCUGCGUCCCUGCACCCCGCUCAGCUGCUGGGGCUGGAGAAGCGCAAGGGGACCCUGGACUUCGGGGCUGAUGCAGACUUCGUGGUGCUCGAUGACUCUCUCCAUGUGCGGGCCACCUACAUCUCGGGCGAGUUGGUGUGGCAGGCGGAGGAGGCCAGGCAGUGACCGAGGACCACCGCCGGAAAGGACGCCCAGCCUUAGGCAGCCGCUGUCAGGGCCGAGCCGUGGAGGAGCAGGUCUCCAGGGAGCCAGUGGGCGCCCUGCCCCAGGUGGAGGCCUCCUCUCAGGAGGCAGCUGGAUAAACACGCGCCCGGCAGGGA